This is a messenger RNA of Fusarium proliferatum ET1, 5181 nucleotides long. RefSeq lists its product as uncharacterized. NCBI's taxonomy places the organism in Eukaryota, Fungi, Ascomycota, Sordariomycetes, Hypocreales, Nectriaceae. The coding region runs from base 1 to 5181 and encodes 1726 amino acids. The transcript is spliced from 7 exons. The record is from RefSeq and is a predicted model, not a curated record. Gene Ontology annotation, molecular function: protein binding.
AUGAAAGAUACCUUUAGGCGGCUCAGGGUUCGUGCUCGUGAGCGCCUCGAGAGUCUCCGGCCCAGCUCUGAUGAAGUCGAGUCACCAGUAAUCGAAGGACAAGUAGCCUCUGAUCGAAUCUCGACCGACUUCCGACAACAGCAUUCUGAAAUCACCCGACAGGAAGAUCGAGUCGACGUUGCAGCAGAACCAGGAGAUAACUUUCAAUCUGCCUCUCAGUUCGGAACGAACCCUUCACCAAUCGAGAACAUAGAUGGGCCUAGUUGGGCCAAUGUCUGGCCGGAGGCAUACCAAAACGUCAAGACCGACCCAGAGCAUUCAGAGCUUCUGCAAAAGUUGCAGAGAUUUCUGGAGAGCGAAGGCGGACGUUUGAAGGCUGCAGAUGAUGUCAAACUAUGUGAUGAUCCAUCCGGGGCGACUGAUGCCAGUAGUCGGCUCAAGACUAUUCAAAAGAAUGCAGAAGAGAGGCUCGGAAAUUUCUCAGAUGCCCAUCUUUCCUUCAAAAUCCGAGAUAAACCUAUUGUGGUUCGGGAAAGUAUUUUCAAGGUUGUUCAAGUUAUCAACACGUUGAAGCCCGUCAUUGGUGGGGCUGUUGCAACCGAGCCUUCUGCAGCUUUGGCUUGGGCUGGCAUAACAACUAUUUUGCCGAUGUUGGAAAAUAUCUUUCAGCAAGACGAGGAUGCGGCGACUGGUCUUACCAACAUCAUUUUCCUUAUGGCCCGAUAUCAAGGGUUUCAUGAACGGGACUUUGCAUCCCGACUAGCAUCGCCCAGUGAAUCUGGCGUCUCGGGUGAGCUACUUUCUCGUAUCAGAGACGAGCUUGUUACCGUGUAUAGCAAAAUAUACGUCUACGAAGCUCGGUUUGUUCUCCAGUACGGCAAACGAAACAAAGCACAUCGUGCUCUCAGAAAUGCCCUGAAUGCCGACGACUGGAAGAAGUCUUGGUCCGACAUUGAGUCGAUUAGCAAUCGUAUCGAUAAGGGUGUAACUUCUCAAGUCAAUGCCGCGGCGUUAGAAACCUGGAAGGCAGUCAAACAUGUCCAGGAACAUGUCGCGAUAUAUGAGGCUAUGCAGCAUGAAACGUUACAGGUGGUGCAGGGCUUCGACCGACGACAGCUUUUGCAAUCGUUGCAGAUUACUGGAAACGCUGUUUUUGACUCACAUCGAACUUCAAGAGCGGAUGCCUUUUGCAUGCCAGGCACUCAGCGUCAUAUACUGCAAACAAUCCAGUCCUGGACCGACGACCCCAACGGAAAACUGAUAUUCUUGCUGCAAGGGAUGGCUGGAACUGGAAAAACGAGUAUUGCAUUAACAGUUGCCCGUAGUUUGGAGGCAAAGGAGCCCCUUACCGACCCACUCAAACAACCAAGUAAAGCAUUUCUUGGCGCGAGCUUUUUCUUUGCUCAAGGCGAUGCCACCAGGAACAACAUAGCAGAGUUCUUCCGUACAAUUGCAUGGUGCUUGGCAGAUGUCCUCCCAGACGUAGGAACACUCAUUGCAAAAGCUAUCAAAGACAAUCCAGGAAUCCAUACAAAAGCCUCACAACAGCAGUUACGGAAGCUCAUUAUAGACCCCCUCGAGUUGCUGGAUCGCAAGACCUUCGUCCCACUCCAGCUCGUUAUUGUGAUAGAUGCUCUGGAUGAGUGCAUAGACGAAGAUGCAGAAGAUCUGUUAGGUAUGCUGGCAAGUCUGGAAAGUCUUCACCAAAUCCAACUUCGCCUAUUCAUUACUAGUAGGCGAGAAGGGCAUAUUUCCACGGCCAUGAAGAACUUGCCUAGCAGGCUGUAUCAAAUAACCAGACUGAACAAGAUCGAAUCGUCCCCGGACAACAACGACGAUAUUGUAUUCUACCUCUCCAAGUCUUUGGGUAGUAUCGCUACGAGAUGGCGCGUCACAGAUGGCGGAGUAACUGACGACGAUAUAAACAGACUGGCUGAGAACGCGGAUGGUCUUUUUAUCUAUGCUGCAACUGCUUGCCGAUUUCUGGAUUCUCGUCACUUUGUUAACAAGGGGUUUAGAGAGAGACGCUUAAACCUCUUUUUUAAAGAUCAAUGGGAGACAGAAGGUCCCCAGCACACGAUUGAUGACAUAUAUCACAAAGUCUUGACCUUUCCAGAAACAGAAGAUUGGUCCCAAGAGGAACAGCGACCAUUCUACAGUGAAAUCAGUCAACUGAUCGGCUUCAUCGUUGUCCUUUUUCGACCUGCUUCGGUGGAAACACUUUCCCACUUACUCCCAACGGUCGCAACAGAAAAUACAACGAGGGACAAUCUCGAUUACUACCUUGGCCAGCUCCAUUCUAUUAUCGACGUCCCUGAGGAUCCUGGAUUUCCUAUCUCUCUGGUACAUCUGUCAUUCCGCGAGUUCAUUCUCAACGAGAAACGAUCGGAAAGACUUCCCUUCUCCGUCAAUGAGAUUGAAAUGCACCGCAAGGUCUUGCAUCAAUGUUUUGAGCUUAUGAACUCAGAGCUUCGGGAAAAUAUCUGCUGUUUGAGCCUCCCUGGAUCAAUCGUCUCCGAUGUUGAACCUAGUCACAUCUCAUGCCACAUUCCUCAGUACCUGCAGUAUGCGUGUCGCUACUGGGUCGAUCAUCUGCUCAAAUCAGAUCGUAAGUUGCUCGCCCAUACUAUAUCAGAGGAUGCCGAGGACCAUUCACCAGCUGGUCUAGUCUACGGGUUUCUGAAAGAAAAGCUUCUAUACUGGCUAGAGGUCAUGGCAUUCAUUGGAGAAGCAGCAUCAAUAAUCACAAUGUUUAGCCUGUUGGAAACAUCUAUCGAACUGUCCACAAACCCUGACCUAUCAUCCUUGUUGCACGAUGCGAAGCGCUUUGUGCUAAACAACCGAUGGAGUAUUGAACAUACACCUCUUCAAAUGUACUGCUCUGCUCUUCUUUUUUGCCCUAAAGAGAGUCUAGUGCGCUCUUACUACCAAGAUAUGAUCCCAGUCUGGAUCACGAAGAAACCCCAAACUCAGCAAACCUGGCCUAUAGCUAUGUCUACGCUCGAAGGCCACACAGAUGACAUUUUCGGUACAGCAUUCUCUCCCACGGAAAGUUUACUAGCGUCUGUCUCAAAAGAUAAAACAACUAGAGUUUGGGACUACAUUACUGGCUCAGAGAAGUACAGAUUUGAAGAUCCGGGUGGACCUUGGAAAGUUUGUUUCUCAGCCGAUGGGUCUAAGCUGGCUUCAGGGUGCUGGGAUGGAACUGUACGCGUCAGGGAUAUCAGGAAAGGAACACAAGUCAGUUUCCAUACUCCAUCUAUUGUGAAGGGAAUAUUAUUUUCACCAACCAGUUGCAACAUCCUGGCAUCAGUAUUUGACGACAACAUGCUCUAUGUAUGGAAUAUUGAGGACAAAAGACCGGGAACCGCUUUAAAACUUCCACAUCGAGGCAGCCAUGAACACAUAGCUUUCUCACCAGAUGGAAAGCUCGUAGCAGUUUGUUGUGGUUUCGUUGUUGCCCUAUGUAACGUGGAACUGGGGCAAUUAACUCAUGAAUUCCUGUCGAAAAAGAGAUUGAUGGGCUUCGAUCCGAAGGAGGCUGUUCGCGGACUGUCAAUUUCUACUGACCACAGAAUCGUCGCAGUCAGGUUUCACAAGAGUAUCGAUUUCUGGGAAAUGACUCCAGUAAGCCCGAAGCUGGUUAGAUCCUAUGAAGCGACGUGGAGCGACAAUUCUUUAUUUUUGUUCACAUCUCCGGAUGAGAAGAUCAAAAUCUAUCAGAAUCAUACCCAAAUGGUCGAUGUUUUAGACCUGACUACUGGAGAGUCAAUCGGGACAUUUUUGAAGAGUUUUGUCAAGCAAGACUCGCAUGACGAGCCUUUGUAUGCAGAUUCACCGAGAUGGCCCCCUUUGAUAAGAAUUCUCAGCGGUCCAUACACUUCGAUAUCCAGUGAUGGAGAGGAUAGCCCCCCAAAUAACGUUAUGUUGUUGGAAGGCAACAAUAUGGCGCUGAGCUAUUUUUCCGGCAAGGAAACAAGACAAUGGAACGCUACUGACGGGUCUAUGGAGGCAUUCGGGGACCAUGUUCGAGCGGCAAAAUGCUCACCAGACCGACAAUUUGUUCUUUUGCAGCUGAAUGGCGGUGAUGAAUUCCAAGUUUGGAAUAGUACACUAACACAAAAGAUUGCUGCCUAUGAGCAACUGGCCUACAUGGACUUUUUACCCCAAACCAGCCAUCUGGUUUCCUUGUCUCUCCUGGGUAGUCUACAGAUACUCUAUCAUGAUCCCAAAAGUCUUACGUUUGAAACGGUCAACAGUAUCAGUCUUCCUGAUGCGCACUCCGAGAACAUGCUGCGGGGAACAGGACAACUUUACGUGUCACCAAGCGGCGAAGUGAUUGCCGUAAUCCUUGCCUGCGAUGACGGCUACCAUGAGCACGGCAACGAGCUACUGCAAGUAUGGAACAUCCCUAGGAAGGAGAAGAUUAAGGAGAUCCAUUGUUCUCGUAUUCGCAAAAUCGUCUUUUCACCUGACAGUACAUACGUUGGUGUUGAAUAUGGGCCAUACCCCCGAAGUACUCUGCUCCUCCGCUUAUCGAACGGAACAGAAGUUGUAGGUUGCGAUUCCUAUGACGGCGGAUUCUUAACAUUUCACCCCUCUGGACGGAUGUUUGGUAUUCUGUCAAAAGACAGCACCAUUUCACUAUGGAAAGGCACGCCGUGGGUGAAACAUUUCGUGUUCCAAGUGCCCGGAAGGUUUGGGGUGGAAAAUCUCGCUCUCUCUACAACAAACAAACUUGUGGUCUUCUCAAUAUCAUAUGAAGGACGCUCUAUCAUUGAAAUAUGGGACACUGAAACAAGGCAAAAAGUUGGUUCACAGGACCUGAUGUUCGCUGGGUGGGCACUUGACUUUUGUUUCUCCAAGAAUGAGAAUUUCAUAGAGUCAAAUUGGGGACGCAUACCACUUCCUACACAAGAUAUCGCAGAUAUAGGGCCAGAUGGUCCCGGGGAUGGUUUACGUAACUGUCUGUACGUUUCGGAUGACUGGGUAUGCCAAGGGCGUGAGCGACUCAUCUGGCUGCCGCCAUCAUAUCGGCCGCUGCUCGAUUGGACAAGGAUUAUUGAUGUACAAGGUGAUACGAUUGCAAUCGCCCAUCAAGGAAAUUGUGUUAAAUUCAUUGGGAUUUCUCUUGAGGAGACACCUGUCGUGAAGCAUUAUCUGGAUAUUGGAAGCAGGUAG